GAGUGUCAUGAAUUCAAUAAACCUAUGCUACUGUCUAGAUUCAGUUCACCGGGUGAGGCUGUGCCAGUGCAGGUGUUAGAGAAUUCUGUAAGCAAUCCAGAAGUCGUGUUCGGUCAAGCAAGCCCAGACAUUGCUUUGAAGGAGCCUGAGACUGUCCGGAAGUACUUCCCUGAGACAUGGAUCUGGGAGCUGGUUCCAGUUGGGGAGUCUGGCUCAGUGGAGAUUACACACACAGUCCCGGACACCAUCACAGAGUGGAAGGCAGGGGCGUUCUGCACAUCUCCUCUGGGAUUUGGUAUGUCGCCCCCAACUGGGCUCACAGCAUUCCAGCCCUUCUUCGUGGAGCUCACUCUACCCUACUCCGUCAUCAGAGGGGAACAGUUUGAACUGAAGGCCACUGUCUUCAACUACCUGUCCCAGUGUAUCAUGGUGAAGGUCAGCCAUGCAGAGUCUUCCCAGUUUCAGAUGACGCCCUGUGAAGGGUGUGAGUACACGACCUGCCUGUGUGCCGACGAAGCCCGGACGUUUCGCUGGGCUUUCAUCCCCUCGGCUCUGGGUGAGGUGAAUGUGACAGUCAGCGCUCAGGCUCUUCAGACAGACACUCUGUGUGGCAAUGAAGUGGUGGCUGUCCCUGAGAGAGGCCGCAUUGACACGGUCAUCCGCAAACUACUGGUGGAGGCUGAAGGAAUAGAACAGACUGUUACCCAGAAUGCACUGAUGUGUCCAGGAGGGAGUGCUGUGAAGGAGCAGAUGUCCUUGACGCUGCCAGAAGUGACCGUGAAUGGAUCAGCUAAGGCUUCCUUGUCGGUUCUCGGGGACCUGCUGGGCCGGGCCAUGCAGAAUCUGGACCGGCUCCUUGCCAUGCCCUUCGGCUGCGGAGAACAGAACAUGGUGCUCUUCGCUCCCAACAUCUACAUACUGAAAUACCUGCAGGGGACCAGGCAGCUGACUGAGGAGAUCAAAGCCAAAGCUACAAGAUUCCUGGAGAGUGGUUACCAGCGGGAACUGAACUACAAACAUGAAGAUGGCUCCUACAGUGCCUUUGGGAAGAGCGAUGACUCUGGAAACACCUGGUUGACAGCCUUUGUCUUGAAGUCGUUUGGCGGGGCGCUGCCCUUCAUUUACAUUGACCCCAGACAUAUCAAGGACGCACAGGACUGGUUGGGCCGCCACCAGGAAAAGAAUGGCUGUUUCAUGAGCGUUGGAAAACUCUUCAACAACAACAUGAAGGGGGGAGUCGGGGACGAAGUGUCGCUGACAGCCUACAUCACUGCCGCCCUGCUAGAGGUGGAGACCCCUCUCACUGACCCCGUGUUAAACAGCAGUCUGGCUUGUCUGAGGUCUGCGGCCGACAAUAUAAGCAACACGUACACCACAGCACUUCUGUCCUACACCUUCAGCCUGGCAGGAGACCAGGAGAUGAGAUCAAAACUGCUCACUGAGCUGGAAGAGCAAGCACACAAGACAGAUGGCUCCCUGCACUGGUCACGCUCCAAACCCGAUUCUAGCAGGAGCGACUCUCUGGAAGUGGAGAUGACGGCCUACGUGCUGAUGUCUGUUCUCUCUGCACCCCAGCCGUCUGCCUCCGAUCUCAGCUAUGCUUCCCGGAUUGUCAAGUGGCUGGCUUACCAGCAGAACCCUUACGGAGGAUUCUCAUCCACGCAGGACACAGUGGUGGCUCUGCAGGCCCUGGCUCGCUACAGUGCCCUGGUCUUCUCCCCAGAGGGCUCCAGCACUCUCACAGUGCGUUCUAAAAGGGGCUUCAUGAGACAGUUUCACCUGGACCAGAGCAACAGGCUGCUCUACCAGGAGGAGCCACUGCAGGAAGUCCCUGGGGAAUACAGCGUGGAGGCAGAGGGCAAGAACUGCGUCUUCGUGCAGGUCAGU
Messenger RNA from Polyodon spathula (Mississippi paddlefish), 1887 nucleotides. RefSeq names its product alpha-2-macroglobulin-like. Gene Ontology annotation, molecular function: endopeptidase inhibitor activity. The annotation marks the transcript as partial. The record is from RefSeq and is a predicted model, not a curated record. The transcript has 14 exons. Lineage: Eukaryota; Metazoa; Chordata; Actinopteri; Acipenseriformes; Polyodontidae.